Messenger RNA from Salvia hispanica, 1795 nucleotides. RefSeq lists its product as uncharacterized. Lineage: Eukaryota; Viridiplantae; Streptophyta; Magnoliopsida; Lamiales; Lamiaceae. The record is from RefSeq and is a predicted model, not a curated record. Gene Ontology annotation, cellular component: nucleus.
CGGAAAAGGCAUACGACGUCGUGCUGCUGUUUUGUGCGAACACAAAAUCCCCCCAAAAUUUCAAAACCCUCACUCUGAUCGGCAACUUCCACCGCAGCUGUAUCCGAAAAAGUUAUGGCUGACGAAGAUGAGGAGAAGCAAAGGCUUGAGAUGCAGCUAGAGGGCGCAGUGACCGCUCGCCUUCAGCAUUUCAAGGACCAAGCCGACUCACUGACGUUGGAGUCCGUAAGGAGACUCUUGGAGAAGGACUUAGGCCUUGACAAAUUUUCCCUCGAUGCACACAAACGAUUUAUUCGCCACUACUUGGAAAAGAUAAUGGAGGCUGCUGAUGAAACCAAUGCUGACCCGAUAACUGCAAACAUGGACAAAGAUGAACAGACAAGUAUGGAUGAAGAAAAGGCUUUGCGUAAACAGCAAGAUGCUAAGAGUGAUCCUAAAAAAUCUAGCCCUGGAAAAGACGAAACAAUGGAGGACUCACCUAUAAUGGGUGUUCUUACAGCGAAAUCUGUAGUUGGCACUCAAUCUUCUUUGAGUGAAAGCAGUAUUAAGCAGGCCAUUUUGGAAAGAGCUGAUCAUCUUCAAGCUAAUUCUGAAACCAUAUCGCUUGCCGGAGUUCGCCGACUUCUAGAGGACGAUCUUGGUCUUGAUAAAAACACCCUUGAUGCUUUUAAAGAAUUCAUAAGUCAACAAGUGGAUGAGGUAUUGAAAGGGGAUAAGUCUGUGAAAGAUGUUAAGAAAAAAGUCUCACGGGGCGUGAAAAACAGAAAGUUAAAGAAGGGCAGCAGUGAAGAGGACUCUGAUACUUCACAGUGUGGAAGCGAUAGUGAUGAGAUGGGUGAUAAAGUGAAAUCAAGGAAGGAAGCUGCUCCCAAAAGAAACAUUAAGAAAUCGGAACAGCGAAAGAAACGUAAAAUCUCUGAAAAUGCAGAUGUCUUUCCGAAGAAGCCAACCAAGCUUUCAAAAAGGCAAAAAGAGGAGGAUAAUAACUCAGAUGAGGAUGGAAAUUUAUCUGAAGAUAAUCAAUCCCAAUCAUCUGGUGAAAGAUCAGUCCUGAGGAAAGAAAAAUCAGCUCCUGUUUAUGGGAAACGCGUAGAGAAUCUGAAAUCAAUAAUCAAAGCUUGUGGAAUGAGUAUUCCUCCUGCUAUUUACAAGAAAGCUAAACAAGCACCAGACAACAAACGAGAAACCAUUUUAGUGAAGGAGUUGGAGGGUAUUCUCACAAGAGAAGGGCUAUCGAAAAAUCCCUCUGAGAAAGAAAUCAAAGAUUGUCGAAAGAGAAAAGAAAGAGCCAAAGAACUUGAAGGCAUUGACAUGAGCAAUAUCAUAUCCAGUUCAAGAAGAAGAUCAACGUUUAGUUUUGCGGCUCCAGAGAAACCUGUAGUUCGUGGUAAGAAAGACAAGGUUGAUGAUAAAGAUAGUAAAAAGCAAGAAAACAAUGACAAAGAUCUCAAUGAUGACAACGAGAAAGAGAAGGAGAAGGAAAUGGAAGAAGAGAAGGAGAAAGACAAGGAGGAGGAGGCAGAAGACGAGGAAGAAGAUGGCGAGGAACAAGAUGAUGAAGAUGAAAGUGAAGAAUUUGAUGAAGAUGAUAACGAAGAGAGUGACUAAUGUGUGGUUGCGGAAGUAUUUGUAUCUUUAGUAAUUUUAUUGUGUGGUUGGGUUAGGUAUUUUACAUUCCUUAAUGUUGGAUGGAACUUAUUAGGCAUUUGUAGUGUAAUAUUGCGUGAUAAAUUAAUUCCCAAGUAUAGGGUUGACAUAUUAUACAAGCAAGUGAGAAUACAAUACAUAUUGCGCA